AUGACCCAAAUUGAUUCCACCCCAAACCUACUGUCACCCUCGCAAGAAGAUAGCCGAUCGAUCAUCAGCCGGUUUUUAGAAGCGUGCAAACCAUCACCUGAACCUUCUUCCGAACCUAUCAAUCCAACUGCUGCUGACCAGCUGUCCCUCCUCGGCGAUACCCCACUACUGAACUCCCCCCAUUUAUGUGACCUGCCUAUCAGCCGGCCAAUAGCCACACCAUCACCGGCCAUUCCAGCCCUGAUGGCCAACAUUAUUACAACUCCUGAUGCUGGCUUACCAACCACCCGUCAACCUUGCCAGCCCUUGAAACGCCUCCGAGCAGUUGAUUUUUUCCCAGAAAACAACACUACCCACAACCCUCAAUCGCCCCCCAAGUCAACACCUGUUCCAAACUCACCACCACCCACAAUACAAGAUCUCCCACCGGAUGACGAGAUGCCAGCGAACCCGCCACGGCCACAACACCUGCCCAACCUUGCAAACCACCCUGUUCACCAUUGGGAUGCUCUUGGCAGUCCGAUUGAAAUUGGUCCAUCCGAAGUCACCCUACCCACGGCAGAUAUCACCACUGACCUGAACGCUUUCAGAACGAAAUGGCUAGGCAUCUUCGAUGAAGACCUUGACUGGCAGUCCUUCUCCAACCACUGCGAGACCUACGCUCGUGAAGCCCGCUCACUGGCGCAAACCAUUUCCAGCACCCGUCGUCCAAAACCUGCUCCUCGUCGACCUAACCGGCCCUCAGCACGCCCUCCAAUUGACAAUCGACGGCCCACUACCGCAGACCCAAUUGCUUCUAGACGGAUCCAACAGCUAUACCGUAUGUCCAAAAAACGGGCUGCUCGCAAAAUCUUGGGCGACGAUUCCCCGAACUACACCGGAUCACCUGACGAAGCCUUCAACUUUUUCUCCACAUCCUUUGGUCAGCGAGAAUGUAACCUGGAUGCACUGAAAGAGCAUCUGCAAUCUUACGUCCCUACCACCGAGACAGAUGACUCCCUCUUCGAUGCACCCUCAGCAGAGGAACUUCAACAGAAGCUCCGGUCUCUUUCUAACUCUGCCCCUGGCAAGGAUAGACUAGAAUACCGCCACAUCCGCCUGAUAGAUCCGAAAUGCGAGAUCCUUGCACGAAUGUACCGUUUCUGUUUUACCUCGUGUGAUGUGCCCAACCAGUGGAAAACCGCGACCACUAUCCUGAUCCAUAAGAAAGGCCCCACUGACGAUGCCGGCAACUUCCGCCCUAUAGCUCUUAUGUCGUGCCUUUACAAGAUCCUCAUGGCAAUCUUAGCAAAACGUGUCACUGCCUUUUCCAUCCAACACAACUUGUUGUCAGCACAACAAAAGAGCGCGAGACCCAGUGAAGGCUGCUACGAGCACACAUUCCUCCUUCAAUCAAUCGUCAACGAUGCCAAACGCCAACAAAAAAACAUGUGCCUGGCGUGGCUUGACAUACGGAAUGCUUUUGGCAGUAUCCCCCACGAUGCUAUCCUCGCGACCCUUACGCACAUGGGCUUCCCACCAGCUCUCACCCAAUUCAUCAAAAUGGCGUACACCGGUGCUUCAAAUGAGGUGCUCACAUCGACAGGACCAACACAAUCCAUACCUAUCCUAGCAGGUGUCAAGCAAGGCUGUCCCCUAAGUGCAAUCCUCUUUAAUCUAACGAUGGAACUCAUCCUCCGGAAAGUGUCCGCCACAGCCAGCAACAAUCCACGGGGCCCAAUCAAACACCAUGGCUACCCUCUCUCGAUCCUCGCAUACGCCGAUGACCUUGUGGUAAUAGGGAAAACAAAAUCGGACUUGCAACACCUCCUCAAUUCGCUAUCCGAAGCUGCCGAUGCCCUAUCUGUUACUUUUCGUCCCGAAAAAUGUGCUUCCCUCAGCAUUACCCCGCGCAAUCAGCCACGAGUAGCACACAACGAUUUCAAAGUCCAGAAUCGCUCGAUCCCUUCUCUUAAAGCAGAAGAUCAUUACCUUUACCUUGGUAUCCCUAUUGGCCUGAUUGUGAACGUCUCCCAACUCCAAUCGCUUGUUGAUGAACUAUCCAACAAGAUUCGUAAGAUCGAACAAUCCUUGCUGACCCCCUGGCAGAAGUUAGACGCUAUCCGAACCUUCAUCCAGCCAUGUUUAACUUAUGCCCUCCGAGCCAGUUCACCAUCCCAUAAGUCGCUCCAAGCAUACAGGACCACCCUGAUCUCUGCCCUCAGGAAAAUCUGCCACCUUCCAGAUCGUGCCACGACCCACUAUUUCUUUGCAAACCGCCAAUCAGGUGGCCUUGGCUUCCAAGAUCCCUUUACCGAGGCUGACCUCCAAACUACGGUCCAAGCAGUCAAGAUUUUAGCAUCCUCUGACCCUGUCGUUGCUGGUAUUGCCCGCAACGAACUGGCACAAACAGUCCGCUUCGCCUCACAAUGCGAACCUACGCCAGAACUCAUGUCCAAAUACCUAUCAAACUCUCCAGACCGGCGCCUUGACUCCCUACGGUACCGAACCGGCUCGUUAUGGACUCGUACCCGCACCACCACUAAGCGUCGGCAAGUCACAAUCAACCUCCGAAAUGUCGGCGCUCCCACCAUAACAACUCCUGAAUACACCGAGCCAGUCUCAGCACGUGAUGCCUGCCGUUUUCUCCAUAACAUAACCCGUGAUAAAGCUGCCACCAUCCUCAGAGACCUCCCCGAUCAAGACAAACUUGCUCGCUCCCUUCAGAACGACCAAUAUGGCAAUGGUUCCUCUUGGCAUUUCUCAGGCCUUAAUGUCCGGUUCAAAGAUUGGCGUUUCAUCCAUCGUGCCCGACUCAACUGCUGCCCAACGAACUCAGUCAAAAGCCGUUGGUCUAACACCAAUCCCUCCUGCCGCCAUUGCAAUGAGGAUGAAACACUCCCGCAUAUCCUGUGCCACUGUACCCAGAACAUGCCUGCGAUCACCGCUCGUCACGACAAAAUCGUCUCCCGCCUUGUCAAUGCUGUUCGCUCAGGUCAUGUCACCACUGACAAGACAGUCGCUGAUUCUGGCUCCAACGUUCGCCCGGAUAUUGUCAUCACCGACCCUGCCAACACUUGUGCUACCAUCAUUGAUGUGUGUUGUCCCUUUGACAAUGGAGCCGAAGCCCUUCACGAUGCCAUAGACCGAAAGGAACUCAAGUACGAGCACCUUCGCGAGUUUUUCACGGCACAAGGCCUCUCUUGCAAAAUCUUUGGCUUUGCUGUUGGUGCACUCGGCUCUUGGCACCCUCGUAACGAGAAAGUCCUCUCUGCUCUUGGCAUGUCAGGUCGCUACAAGAACCUUUUCCAAAAACUUUGUUGCACUGACAUUAUCCAGGGCUCCACAGACAUCUAUCGCCAGCACCUUGGCUGCGAUGAUGCUCUCCCCUAA
This is a messenger RNA of Dendronephthya gigantea, 3372 nucleotides long. RefSeq lists its product as uncharacterized. The record is from RefSeq and is a predicted model, not a curated record. NCBI's taxonomy places the organism in Eukaryota, Metazoa, Cnidaria, Anthozoa, Malacalcyonacea, Nephtheidae. The coding region runs from base 1 to 3372 and encodes 1123 amino acids. The transcript has a single exon.